Messenger RNA from Xenopus laevis (African clawed frog), 3173 nucleotides. RefSeq names its product WD repeat-containing protein 64 (gene wdr64.S). The record is from RefSeq and is a predicted model, not a curated record. Bases 221 to 2878 code for a protein of 885 amino acids. The transcript has 28 exons. Lineage: Eukaryota; Metazoa; Chordata; Amphibia; Anura; Pipidae.
AACGGAUAUACACAACUAUAACACUGCCUAAAGGUCACAUUAUAGAUCAUACUAGCAGUGCGUCACAGCUGCUCUACUAUAGCUCCCGAGCAACCUGUGCAUGGCCAACUCUAAGAUUUUAGGUGUAUGACGGCUGCUGCUGGUGCCGUUUUCCCAGUCUUAUUCCAGCAUAAGCCUUGUGCAGCACGGUAUCUCAUUCUGUGUACGGAGGGUGUUGGCAAUGUCUCUAAAGCUUGAAAAUUGUGACGUGCUGGAAAUCCAUCAGCAACAACGAAAGAGAAGAGUCUCAUUCCACCUUCCUGCUAUGGUGGCCGAUACACCCCACCGAGAGCCAUUAAUUCAAAUCUCUCCCAUGCCUGACAACACCUUACUGGUAGUUGGCCAAGAUGGACUCAUCUCUGUUUGGAAUCCUGAUCUUAAACUGAAGAAAAAUAGAUUCAUACUGGAUGAGAACAAGCAACAGAACAGAAAGAUGAAAUGGGUUGCUGACUGCACACUUAUGCCUCAAUAUAAUAAGCUGAUAAUUGGAACAUGCGACAGAGAACUCCGUUUUUAUGAACUUUCUAACUUUGAACCCUACUGCCAAAUAAUUGGUCUUGAAACUCUACCCUUGCACUUGGGAUGCAGUACAAGAGAUACUGAUGAGUGUGUCGUAUAUUUUGGUGAUGAACAAGGGUGCAUCAAUAUCAUCUUUAUUUCACGUGUGGCAGAAACUAUAAGGAACUGGACCAAGUGUCAGAUUGUUGAUGACAUUCCAAGUGUCUCUAUGGACAUUAUCGAGAGUGUAGGUCAUGUUAAAUACAUUCGAUGGAAAGUUCAUAACGACUGGGUUACACAGAUCAGAUAUGUUCACACAAUUGAUUCUAUUAUCUCAAGCUCCAAUGAUGAUUACACUGCUCUUGUAAUAGGAUGUGUAGAGGGUACUAAAAACAUGCAGAAAAGACUGAAAGAUCUCAUGGAUUCUAGCAGUACAAGAAGUAAACGUUCCAUGCUGUCGGGGAAUGUUCCUCCCAAAAGAAAUAUCAGCGACGAAUCUUUAUUUAAAGUUAAAAGAGGUGUAAAGGCAUUUGAUUUCUGCAAAGAAGGCAACAUUCUUGUGACAGGAGGGCUAGAUAGGAUUGUUCGUAUCUGGAAUCCAUAUGUGCCUGGGUGGCCCACUGGCUUGCUGCGUGGACAUUCUUCACCUAUUACAUUUCUACAAAUUGCUGAUGAAAAUUCAAAGAUCUACUCAGUGUCUACAGACUGCACUGUGAUGGUCUGGGACAUUGAAGAACAUACCUGCCUGAUCAAUGUGAUAUCCAAAGCAAGUCAGAUCAGAGGGGAAAUUGCCACAUGCUUCUUCUCACCACAUUUCCGAGCGCUUUACAUUGCAACGGAUUCAUUUUCUAUGUUACAGCUUCAAGACAAUGUAACACAUGCUGAUCUCCCAUCUGUUUCCCACAAAGAGCCAGUCACCUGCUGCCAGUAUAACCAGUACUUAGAACAAGUUGUCAGCUGCUCAGAGGGAUCGGUAAUAAAGAUUUGGGACCUACUCACAGGAAAGCUUGUUUCAGAAGUCAGAGGAGCUCAUGGUAGCUCUGCAAUCAACUGCCUGGCCUUGGACAAUACUGGUAACAGGAUGUUCUCAGGUGCCAAGGAUGGCAGUUUGAAGGAAUGGGACUUGAACUCAACUUCUAUAAGUUGCUUGAAGACCCUCAAGGAAGCUGUGCCAGACAGUUCAACAGAGAGACAGUAUGACUGCACUUAUGCCUGGCUUCAUAAUAACCGGUUUAUGAUCUCUGUUGGCUGUGACAAACACAUCACCAUUUAUCCAGAUCAACAAGAUUCAGCAGUACUGGAGAAUCAAUAUCUAAAUUCCACCUGGAUCGGCGAACUGAGAAACAGACAUAAAGAUGAAAUUCUCUGUGUUGCUUCAUUUCCCCCAAACCUUGUGGCCUCCUCCAGUUCUGGUGGUGAAAUCUUUAUCUGGAAUGUAAUAUCUGGCACUGUGAUCUGCAGUAUUAACGCUCCUAAGCACGAAGGACUGAGUACUGAAACAGGAUCUUCAGACGAUUUAAUCAUCAAAAGACUAAUAUUUCUGAAUUCACGUGAUUGGAAGAAUGAAUGUGCUGUUCUGGUAGCCAGUGGACCAAAGGGACUAAUAACUUUUUGGCACAUAUCUGACGGAGGCAAAGUCUUUGGAAGCUUUCCAGGUUCACAUUAUGAAGCUGCAGUGAGAGACAUGGCUAUCAGUGAAGAUGACUCCACUCUGUGUGCCGCUGACCAGCUGUUUUAUGUUUAUAUCUGGAAUAUAUCCCAGUAUGCACUACAUGGACCUGAAGCACAACCACCACCUUUGAUUCACUGCUGGAGAGCACACUCAUAUGACAUCACUAGAGUGGUUCCAGUGGUUAAACACAAGCUGGUGGUCACUUCAUCGGUGGAUUGCACUGUGAGACUUUGGUCUAUGAAGGGGGAACCUAUUGGUACAUUUGGUCAGAGUGAACUCUGGGAUGCAAAGAAAAGAGAAUCAUGGAAAGACCAACAGAGUGACAGUAGGGUGAAUAAAGAUGAGAGUCCAUCAGCAUGCGACUGCGGAGCCCCACACAAACCCAGCUCUGAGGAAGAAAACAUUAAGAGUGACAGACCCGAGUUUGUAGGUAUUUCCGUCCCAAUGGAUGACAAGGACAUUGCUGAAGAACUAUAUCUCAGAAAUAGAUCACAUUCGGCCCAGAGGGUAAAAAUGUUGGGGCCCAAACAAGUGGAGCUGCAUCAGACAUGUGGGAAACUGAAUGCUUAUCAAUCCCUGCAGAUCUGUGACUUAAUGUCUGUGACAACAAAUGUCAGGAGACCAAACCCAGCUGAAGAACUCAAUGACCUGUAUGACCUUGCUUUUUAACCCCGACAUUCCAGGUUGAACAAGUAGCGCCAGUGAAAUGCACUCCAUUACUGUGGCACCUGGAAUCAGAAUGUGUGUAGCCUACUUUGUUUAAUUGCUGCUCAUCCAAAUCAACAUUCUGCUCAAAAAACAGAGAUAUUGUGUAUAUAAUUUGUGUAUUUUACAUAUACCUGAUACACAGCAUAGAAAUUCACUGUCUCUUCUAAGACGAUAAUGUAGCCCCUGCACAGACCCAAAUCUUAGAUCUCAUAACUGCCAGAGUUGUUUGCAAAGUAAUAAACCUACUUACUGUAUA